UUUGAAUCUCUCAACAAACAGGGAUUACUAACACUACUCUCGGUAGAAGUAGUGCUCACCAACGUGCCUUUCCGCUGAGCAGACAUCGCCAACGGACAUCAUGAGCCGCACUUUGUCACUGAUUCUUCUCACGGUACCGCUGCUGCUGGUAUUGUCCAGUGGUGGUUAUCAUGGGUACCCGCUUCCUAAGAAGGGCGGAGAGCAUCUGCUAAAUGAAAUGCUGAUGAAGAAUGACCGUUUGGUGCUGGAGGAAAUACACGAAUGCUUUCCUAGGCUUCCUCGUAUCAGCUGGGCCUUUGACACAUACCAGGUGGAAGCUGCGGUUGGGGCAGCAAUUCAAUUCUUUAAUGCAACCAUUUACUUCUUCAAUGAAAACUUCGAAGCACUGGGAUUGUCGCAGGAGCUUUGUCAUGAGCUUUUACAGAUUCUAGAUCGGCUAAUAGAAGAAUGGGCUCCGUACGUGACCGACACAACAGUGAAUGAAGACGUCAGCCAAGGCAUAUCCGAAUUCUACAGACAGCUAAUAAAGCUUGUCCCAAAGGAGGGUAACGCUGCAUGUGUUCUGAGUGUGAUCAGUGAGAAUUUAUAUCAGGUUGCUCAUCUCUUAUCACGUGUGCGAAAACACCUUCUCGUAAAUGAGACCUCCAGAGUGGGCUACUUCAAAGAUGAAUAA
Xenopus tropicalis (tropical clawed frog) is the source of this 673-nucleotide messenger RNA. RefSeq lists its product as uncharacterized. Bases 101 to 673 code for a protein of 190 amino acids. Gene Ontology annotation, cellular component: extracellular region. The record is from RefSeq and is a predicted model, not a curated record. NCBI's taxonomy places the organism in Eukaryota, Metazoa, Chordata, Amphibia, Anura, Pipidae. The transcript has a single exon.